This is a messenger RNA of Dovyalis caffra, 324 nucleotides long. Lineage: Eukaryota; Viridiplantae; Streptophyta; Magnoliopsida; Malpighiales; Salicaceae. The record is from the annotation of a GenBank genome assembly.
AUGGCUGCCAGUAUCGUUGAAGUGCUGAACAAAAUUCUGAGGCAAAUAGGCAUACCACAGAAAAAGACCAAAUCUCGAAAUCUUAAACAAACAUGUAAUACCAACCACGUCCAGUUCGACUCUGGAUAUCUCAAUGGCUUCUCGCUUGGAGGAACACUUUAUGCAGUGAAAUCUUCAAAAGGUUUGAAGAAAAAGUUCAAUGAGAGACAAAAAGAGAAUAAUCAAAACAAGGACACUCUGACCGAAAAUAGUGCAAUAGUAGACGGAGCACGAGCUUCAGCACCCUGCAAAAGCCACCAUUCACCCUCCCCUCAUGAUACAUAG